Colossoma macropomum (tambaqui) is the source of this 3733-nucleotide messenger RNA. It is a transcript of the gene nr1d4b, whose product is annotated as nuclear receptor subfamily 1, group D, member 4b. Bases 546 to 2342 code for a protein of 598 amino acids. The record is from RefSeq and is a predicted model, not a curated record. The transcript has 8 exons. Gene Ontology annotation, molecular function: zinc ion binding; nuclear receptor activity; RNA polymerase II cis-regulatory region sequence-specific DNA binding. NCBI's taxonomy places the organism in Eukaryota, Metazoa, Chordata, Actinopteri, Characiformes, Serrasalmidae. Gene Ontology annotation, biological process: negative regulation of transcription by RNA polymerase II; positive regulation of transcription by RNA polymerase II; cell differentiation.
GUGAGAGCAAGAGGGCGUGAGUACAUGAGAGAGAGAGAGAGAGAGAGAGAGAGAGAGAGAGAGAGAGAGAGAGACGAAAUAAUCCUUGGCACACACACACACACAAAACAAAAACAAGAGGUUGAAAGGACAGGAGGAGGAGGAAGAAGGGGGGGCAAAUCGAUGGCAUUUGAAAACACCUGAAAGAAUGUGCUCGUGCUCUUUGCUCGUGCAUACAGUGAGGGACUAUUAGUCAAAACAGCUCUGUGCAUGUGUUGACAGCUGCCUAGUCUGGCACUAACUGGUGGUGGUGGUGGGGGUGUUUCUUUAAGGAGUUACUCUACUGUACAUCAGGAUGCCUCAGCUCAGACAAGUUGAAGGGAGCGAGCUGUGACGACGCUCACCUGAAGGACACCUGCGUUAUUUCAUCAAAAGCAAAACAAAAACAACAAACAAACAAAAAUCAACUGGGACUCACCUGCAUGGAUGCAGGCAAAUUAACUUAACGCACGUUCAGAUUUCCUAACUCUGUCCAGGAGGAGCAUCCUGCCAAAGCCAAAGACGCGAUGGACAACAGUCCAGGAGGAAGUGUUAUUUUAUAUGCCAGCUCAACAGGCAGCGCCAGCCCCAGCCCGGGAAGCCCUUCAAGUGGCUAUCAGACUCAGUCGCCCUCCUCUCACUCGCAACCUUCUUCGCCAGAGGAGGUCUCCUUAACUGAAAUCGGCGCUCUCAAGCAGAGAGGGUCCAGCAGCAAUGCCAAUGCAGCGACUGGCACUCCACCCUCGCCCAAGCUGGUCUUCCAGUUCCCUGAAGUGAGCAGCACGCCUGCAGUCAACUCCAUCAGCUCGCCUGUGACCACGACAGGCCAGAGUUCAUACUCUCAUCCACUGGUGGGCAAGAGGCCAUGUGGGUUUACUGGAACUUUCACAAAAACAGGUGGCAUGGUGCUUCUGUGCAAAGUCUGCGGUGAUAUUGCGUCUGGGUUCCACUAUGGAGUCCAUGCAUGUGAAGGAUGUAAGGGGUUCUUCAGGCGCAGCAUCCAGCAGAACAUCCACUAUAAGAUGUGCGUGAAGAACGAGAACUGCUUGAUCAUGAGGAUGAACCGUAACCGAUGCCAGCACUGUCGCUUUAAGAAGUGUCUCUCUGUGGGCAUGUCCAGAGAUGCUGUGCGUUUUGGGCGCAUCCCUAAGCGGGAGAAGCAGCGGCUACUGGACGAGAUGCAGAGCUACAUGAACAGCCUUAACGAAUCGGCGUCCAUGGACAUCGACUCGACCACGCCCACCGAGGCCCCACCCAGUCCCCGAGAGGGCCAGUCCGAGGAGGCCAUCGGUGCUGUGUCCCAGGCUUAUCGCAACAUCUUUGUCAAUGGGGAGGAGAAACUGGUGAAGAUAAAUGAUAACAGCAACACCAUUAACAACAACAAUAACAACAACAGCAAUCCCUCCUCGUUCCGAAACAGUCAGCCUCAGGACUCUGGAUACGCUCAGCCUCAUUCCCACACCCCGGUCGCUCCGCAGCCGCACCCUGCCCACUCCGCAUUGACGGCAAACUACGAAACCCAGACUCGAUGCCCGGUUGUUCAUCAUGACAACAUCCCAACAACCCAAACCAUCGACAACAGCUGCUAUAGUUACCCACAGCCAUCCAGUCAGAGCCAAGGAAGUCCGCCUUCUCAGAGCUACCCAGCCAAUAACAACAGCUAUCCUGGCGCUGAGACCAAGGGUCAAACGUCCUGUCCGUGGAGACUGGCUGCUGGAGCUAAAGUUCUGGCGUGUCCUCUCAACGCAUGUCCCGUGUCUCCAGCUGGUCACUCCAGUCAGCAGGUUUGGGAGGCGUUCUCACAGUGCUUCACUCCUGCAGUUAAAGAAGUGGUGGAGUUCGCCAAGAGCAUCCCCGGCUUCCAGGCUCUCAGCCAGCACGAUCAGGUCAUGCUGCUCAAGGCAGGGACCUUCCAGGUCUUGAUGGUGCGGUUCUGCUCGCUGUUUGAUGCCAAAGAGCGGACAGUGACGUUCCUGAACGGGCAGAAGUAUCCUCUGCCAUCUCUUCGGGCACUGGGAAUGGGCACUCUACUGGACGCCAUGUUUGAGUUCAGCGAGAAGCUGGGCAGCAUGGGGCUGGAGCCAGACGAGAUGGCGCUGUUCAUGGCUGUAGUGCUGGUGUCUGCAGAUCGCUCAGGCAUCUCUGACAUGGCUGCCGUGGAGCAGCUUCAGGAGGACCUCAUCGGUGCUCUUCGGGCCCUGAUCACGCGUCGACGGCCGGAUGACAGCGCACUCUUCCCCAAACUGCUUCUGCGCCUGCCUGACCUCCGUACUCUCAACAACCUGCACUCCGACAAGCUCCUGGCCUUCCGCAUCGACCCCUAGAUGGGAAAAGCAGCGAAAACCAGCUCCUGCGUGCAGAACUAAGCUGAUACCUUGAUAAGGGUAAGCACGCAGUGAUGGUGAUGCCUGGAUCUGACUCUGAAGUCAGAGAUAGCUUAAGACAGAAGUGUUGAUCCUUAAGUCGAGUUACUUUGGGCACUCCAGACUCGCAAUCACCACAACCAGCGAAGACUGCAAGGCAGCAUUCCACUUUUACACAAGGGCACCAGACCUGGAGGCGUUGGACUCUUCUAAAGAGAAUAAUGACUUUUGAUGGAAGGGAGAUGUCAGAGUCUUCUCCUACAAUGUUUCUUCCAAUCCUCUCCUGCUCUGGCUCCACCUACUCACCAUCAUCUGCACCUGUGUCUUGUUUUUUGGACUCAGCAAGAGACUCAUAAACUCUUUGAGAUGUCUUGCUCAUGUAACUUGCAUCACUAAGCCAUGUUUCCCCCAUUCCUUGUUCCUCACGUUCUUCUGGUGGUUCUUGCAUUUGGCCUGGAUCUUCCUGUGCUUCGACCCUUUCGCCUGACCUUAUAAUGGUUCAUAGAUAAGCUACAAAAAACCUAAAGACUCCCUUGCGCUAUAGGAGAUGACAAAUUUCGCAAAUGGAACGAGCACCUAGUGGACCCAAAAUGUAUUACAAGACAAGAAUUUAAUUAGGAGAGAUGCUUUGGUUCCUUUAGAGAUGAAUUUAUUGUCAUAUCAUUUAGCACAAACUCUGGGUCAAUAUCAGAAAUGUUUGCAAUCAUCAGCAGACUUGCGUGCAGCAAUAAUUUUCAUUCCGCACAUUCUGUAAAUUGAUACACAUCAUUAAAGAGGUCAUAGUAAUAUUCUGUCAGUCAAAUUGUGUACUAAGAAACAUGUAUUAUAGUUGGAAUGUUUGCUUCAUUGUUUCUUAUCACUGAAUACGACGGUAUGAUCUUUGUAUGGUUUUAACAGGGGCUGUUUUUUUUUGUACUAGGCACUAAUUGUGCAUCAAGGAAUGAGUUCUCAUGCUGUACAUAUUGUAUCUACGUUAUUUACAACUACUCUAAAUGAGUACACCCUAGUUUGUGAUAUGAUAUGCAGUUGUAAAAUUGCAAAGGAACCCUCAUUUUUUUUGGAGGGAGUCUCUUUUGUAUGGGAGCUGUAUUCUACAAAUGUUCUUCCUCCAAAUUCAGUAUAAUUCGACACUAAUUCAGUAGGGGUUCUACCUUAUCCAUACACACCUCCAUAGGCAUGUACAGUGUUAAACUGGCACACAUGCGGUCUAUCUUUUCAUCUCGGGUCAACUAAACCUUACUUAGUGUUCAGCUCACCUUCCACUCAGAUGUAAAAUGUAUAUUUUGUAAAUGUGUUAUGUUUAUCAUCUUCCAUAGAAAUGAAAUAUGAUAUUAAACAAGAUCACAUCAUGG